AUGGCUACUCAAGCAACUUCCAGAACCCCUCGCGAAACUCCCUCAACCCCAACCAAGGUCAAGAGUGCCGCUUCCUCGGUCAAGGGAUCGCCCAAGUCUGCCGCGUCCAAGACCCAGAAGCAGGUCGAUAAGAAGACGCCCCGUAAGUUGAAGCGCAAGGUGGACGAUACUAUCACCCCAGCCGCAGAGCGGACUUCGGAGCCGGCUUCGGUGACGAAAGAUCUUCCUUCUCGUCCCGCAACGGCGAAGAAGAGUGCCCCUAAUAAGAGGCUGGAGCAGAGGGCUCCUGAGCCCGAGCCUGAGCCCGAAGAGCAGCCUGAGGAGCCUGAGGAGGAGCCCGAAGAAGAACAGCAGGAAGAGCAGCAGGAAGACGGUGAGGCUGGCAUCCAGCUUGAAGACAACGACGCCAAUGGUGAGCAAGAAGACGAAGAGCAAGGCGAAGAAGACGACGACGAAGAGGAUCUCGUCUCUGCACCCACCGAACAGCGUGAUGAGCUCGCCGACAACCAAUCCCUGGCUUCGGGCUCCGCUACUGGUGGCUUCUUCAGCCGCACCGGCAACGGUCUCAACAGCUUCGCCCGUGGCCUGCGCGGAGUCGCUGGUAGCUUGAGCAAUGGCAAAGCCAAGGGUGCUGCUGGCGGUCUCACUGAUGCGGCCGCUGGUGCCAAAGACACCGCUCAAGGUACCGUUGGCGACAUUGCCAACAGUCUCCCUCUUGACCUCUCUGCCUUGAAGGGUCUCGAGGUUGGCGAAGGCGGCAAAAUCUUCGACAAGUCCGGUAACGCUCUUGGAGAAGUCGUUGAGGGUGACCCUGAAGACCUCGUCGGCCAGACUGUUGGCGACGAUGGUGAGAUUCUCGACGAAGACGGCGAUCUCAUUGGUCGUGUUGAGCUUCUCGAUGAAGUCCAGAACAAGGUUACAGAGACUCUUGACCAGGUCAAGGACAAGCUUCCUUCACUUGAAGACCUCAAGGGUCUCCCCGUCUCAGAAGGCGGUGAGAUCAAGGACAAGGCUGGCAAUGUUCUCGGCCGCAUUGUCGAGGGCGAUCCAGAAGAUUUGGUCGGACAGACACUCAACGAGUCUGGCGAGAUCUUGGACGAGGAUGGAGAUCUGAUCGGCCGCGCCGAAGUUAUCUCUCCCGAGGAAGCACUCAAGACAAUUCAGGAGAAUGGCGCUGGUCUUGAUGAUAUUGAAGAAACCGCCGAGGAUGCCGUUCCUGACGACGUCAAGGACAAGGUCGAGGAUGUGAAGAACAACCUUCCCGAACUCGCUGACCUUGAUGGGCUGCCCGUCGCCGAUGGCGGUGAAAUCAAGGACAAAGCCGGCAACGUCGUCGGCAAAGUCGUUGAAGGCGACCCCGAAGACCUUGUGGGCCAAACCGUCAACGACGCUGGCGAGAUUCUCGACGAAGACGGAGACUUGAUCGGCCGCGUUGAGGUCUUGUCUCCUGACGAAGCCGCCCAGAAAGUGACCGACACUAUUGAUGACGUCAAAGACCAGGCCACCGAAGCUGCUGAAGGCUUGAUUCCCCAAAUCCAGAUUCUCCAAGGCAAGAAGAUCAACAAGAAGGGAAAGAUCCUCGACGAAGAAGGCGAGGUCAUUGGUCAAGUCGCUGAAGGCUCUGAAGUCAAGGACCUCGCUGGCAAGAAGCCCAAUGAAAAGGGUGAAGUCUUGGACAAGGAAGGAAACGUCCUUGGAAAGGUCGAGGUCGUCCCUGGUGAAGCUGCCGACGAGGCUUUGAAGUCUUUGCAAGAAGAAGCCGAGGAGGCUGGCAAGGGUGUCGAAGGUCUUACUGACAAGGCUGGAGAGGCUGUCGACGAUGUCAAAGAUCAGGCUGAAGGUGCUGUCGAAGACGUCAAGGGCUUGUCUGCUCUUGAUGGUCUUCAAGUUAAUGACGAGGGCAAUGUUGUCGAUUCUGACGGCAACGUGCUCGCCAAGCUUGAGAGCGGCAACCUUGAAGAAAUCGCGGGCCAGACCGUCAACGAGAAAGGUCUCGUCAUUGACGACGACGGCAAUAUCCUUGGACGUGUCUCACUCAUUGACGAAGCUAAAGAUGCCGCCGGUGACGCAGCUGAAGGCGCCGAGGAUGCUGUCGAUGAAGCUAAAGAUGCAGCCGAAGAUGCCGCUCCUGAGCUUCCUGAUCUAUCCACCUUGGAAGGCUUGAAGGUUAACAAGUUCGGCAAGAUCAUCAAUGCUGAUGGUGUCCCCGUCGGCGAGCUCAUUGAAGGAGACGCCAAGAAGCUUUCCAAGCUUGGUGCCACUCUUGACGACAAAGGCCAGUUCUGGGACAACCGUGGCAACGUUAUUGGCAAGGCUCAGACCAUCCCCGUUGAAGACAACGACACCGAAGGCGCUUUCGCUGGCCUCGAAGGACUUAUCGUCGUCAAGGACGGCUGGGUUGAGGACGACAACGGUAACCGUGUCGGACAGCUCGUUGAAGGCGACGCUAAGAAGCUUGUUGGACGCGCUGUUGACGAGGACGGUGACAUUCUCGACAAGCGCGGCAAUGUUGUUGGACGUGCCGAGCGUUACGAGCAGCCUGAAGAAGAGCCUGAGCCUGAGCCUGAAGUCGAGAAGACUGAUUUCUCCAGCGUUGCUGGCCUCAAGCCCAACAAGUCCGGAAACGUCAUCGGACCUGAUGGUGUGCCCAUCGCCCGCGUUGUAGAGGGUAACCUAAAAGAAGUUGCCGGUCGCAAGAUUGACAAUGAAGGCCAGAUCUGGAAUGAUGCUGGAAAGGUCGUCGGUCGUGUCGAACUUAUCCCUGAGGAUGAGCGCGAGACCAAGCCUGAGGGUAUCUUUGGCGGUCUUGAGGGUCUCGUCGUCAACAAGGACGGUUUUGUCGAGGAUGAGGAAGGAAACAUUGUUGGCAAGAUUGUUGAAGGCGACGCCAAGAAGUUGCGUGGUCGUGCUGUCGAUGAGGAUGGCGACAUUCUCGACAAGCAUGGCAACGUCAAGGGUCGUGCUGAGCCUUAUGAGCCUCCUGAGGAGGAGCCUGAAGCAGAAGAAGAUUUGUCUGCUCUUGAAGGCAAGAAGGUCAACAAGAUAGGCAAUGUUGUUGAUGAGCAUGGCACCGUUUUUGGCCGUAUUGCUGAAGGCGAUCCCAAGAAGCUUGCUGGAAAGCGCGUUGACGGUAAAGGUCAGAUCUGGAGUGACAACGGCAAGGUCAUUGGCCGCGCUGAACUCAUCCCCGGCAACGAGCAAGGCAAACCUGAAGGCGCAUUCUUUGGCUUUGAUGAGGCCAAAGUGGGCAAGGAUGGUGUUGUCGUUGACGCCUCCGGCAAGAUCAUUGGUCGUCUGACUGAAGGCGAUGCAAAGAAGCUUGUUGGCCGCCCUGUUGAUGAGGAUGGCGACAUUCUCGACAAGUCUGGCAAUGUCAUUGGCAAGGCCGAGCGAUGGGAGCCAGAGGAGAAGAAGCGCGAUGUCAACCCCAUGUCUGGCCGCAAGGUCAACAAGCAAGGUGAAGUCCGCGACGAGAAUGGCGAUCUCAUCGGCAAGGUUACAGACGGUAACUUGCAGAACCUCAUUGGUAAGAGCAUUGAUGACAAUGGAUACAUUGUCGACAACGACGGCAACAAGAUUGGCGAGGCUACUCUGAUUGAAAAUAUCCCUGAGCCAGAGCCAGAGCCCGAAGAGGUCGAAGAGCCUCAGGAAGAGAUUUCUCCCGAGGAGCUUGAGAAGCAGAAGCAGGAACAGAACGAUCGCAAGUUGGCUGAACGUAUCUGCGCUAUUGUGCAGGAUACUCUAAGCAAGAUCCAGCCUGUCUGCAAGCAAAUCACCGACUUGAUUGAAAAAGCCGACCGCACGCCCAAAGACGAACUUGACGAAGAGAAGCUCGUCAACGACGUCAAACCCCUCCUUGAAGAAGGCGGUCGCAUGCUCCAAGAAUGCAACGGCGCAAUCCGCGCUUUGGAUCCUGACGGCCGUAUCGCCGCAACCGCCAAAGCGCGCGCCGCAACACACGAAGCCAGCCCCGAGGAAUACCGUCUCGCAGAUGCCCUCAAAGAGUUGACUCAGACCGUCGUAAAGACGAUCGACAACGGCCGCAAACGCAUCCAGGAUAUGCCGCAUGCGAAGAAGAAGCUGAACCCACUGUGGUCUCUCUUGACAGAACCCUUGUUCCAGAUCAUUGCUGCGGUAGGAUUGUUGUUGAGUGGUGUGCUGGGACUCGUGAGUCGGUUGCUUGAUGGCCUCGGUCUUGGUGGCUUGGUUAGGGGUUUGUUGGGUGGUUUGGGCGUUGACAAAUUGUUGGAAGGAUUGGGUCUUGGUACGAUCACGGAGUCGUUGGGAUUCGGGAAGAAGAAAUAA
This is a messenger RNA of Talaromyces amestolkiae, 4305 nucleotides long. RefSeq lists its product as uncharacterized. Lineage: Eukaryota; Fungi; Ascomycota; Eurotiomycetes; Eurotiales; Trichocomaceae. The record is from RefSeq and is a predicted model, not a curated record. The coding region runs from base 1 to 4305 and encodes 1434 amino acids. The transcript is spliced from 2 exons.